Trichomycterus rosablanca is the source of this 3711-nucleotide messenger RNA. It is a transcript of the gene hm13, whose product is annotated as histocompatibility (minor) 13. The transcript is spliced from 15 exons. Gene Ontology annotation, molecular function: aspartic endopeptidase activity, intramembrane cleaving. Gene Ontology annotation, cellular component: lumenal side of endoplasmic reticulum membrane; membrane; cytoplasmic side of endoplasmic reticulum membrane. Lineage: Eukaryota; Metazoa; Chordata; Actinopteri; Siluriformes; Trichomycteridae. The record is from RefSeq and is a predicted model, not a curated record. Bases 635 to 1747 code for a protein of 370 amino acids. Gene Ontology annotation, biological process: membrane protein proteolysis.
GCUCCGAUUGCAGCCUGUAGAUUCCUACACGAGAAAGAAUUGUGAUUUGAAUGUCACACUGUGCCACGUCAGCUGAAUUUUGGAUGUAAACAGGCUCAGGGUUCAUCCAGUGAUCACACUAUCAUCAGUACAUCAGGAGUUUAACCCUGAUUGAGCCCUGGCUACGUAUUUUCAACUAUUCCUGCAAUCUAAGCAUCAGUAAAAUUAUUCCUUAAGUGUUUAAUAAACUGGCUACAUUGACACGCAGCCUAAUAAACCAUUAAUAAAUGACCACUGAGGUGCGUAACUCUUUUAAAUAAUCAUUUUAAUCAAGGGGGAACACACCAUGUAAACCUCUGUAUCUGAUUAUGUUCUUACUGUGGCCUGCUGUGCAUGCUUGUUUAUUUACAGUUUUGGAGUGGUGCAAGAGUGGUGCAUUUGUAAACUUUACAUGUCAGAGAACAAACAAGCUCUGACCAACCGAGACAUGGACCACACAAGACGAAGGAAAAGGAGUCCUGUGGUGUCUGGUAUCAGCAACUAUAGCAAGUAUGAUGUUGAGGAAGAGUUGCUGCAGUUCCCGGACUAAGGGUGAGAGAGAGAGAGAGAGAGAAAGAGAGAGAGAGAGAGAGAGAGAGAGAUAUUUAGGCUCGCCAUGGCGGACGUGGAUCAGGGAUCAGCCGCGCCGGUGUUGGACACCGAUAACGGCACCGACACGACCAACGGUACCGCGGCCCGGUUCGUGGCUACAGCCGAGGGAACAGCGCUGGCGUACGGGAGCCUGGUGCUCAUGGCCCUGCUGCCGAUCUUCUUCGGAGCCAUAAGAUCCGUCAGCAGCUCCAAAAGCAAGAACUCCUCAGACAUGCCGGAGACCAUCACCAGCAGAGAUGCCGCCCGUUUUCCCAUCAUUGCCAGCUUCACCCUGUUUGGUCUUUAUAUUUUCUUCAAGGUUUUCUCUCAGGAGUACAUCAACCUGCUGUUAUCGGCGUACUUCUUUGUGCUGGGGAUUUUGGCGCUGUCGCACACGAUGAGUCCCUUCAUGAACAGGUAUUUGCCCGCCAGUCUUCCUAACAAGCAGUUCCAGCUUCUCUUCACACAGGGAGCAGGAGAGAAUAAAGAAGAAAUCAUCAACUAUGAGUUUGACACGAGGGACCUGGUGUGUCUGUGUAUCAGCAGUGUAGUGGGCAUUUGGUACGUCACUAAAAAGCACUGGGUGGCAAAUAAUCUCUUUGGCCUGGCGUUCGCCCUGAACGGAGUGGAACUGCUCCAUCUGAACAACGUCAGCACGGGCUGCAUCCUGCUGGGAGGCCUGUUUGUGUACGAUGUCUUCUGGGUCUUUGGUACCAAUGUCAUGGUGACUGUAGCCAAGUCAUUUGAGGCUCCCAUCAAGUUGGUGUUCCCUCAGGAUCUGCUGGAAAGGGGGCUGGGUGCCAGUAACUUUGCCAUGCUGGGGCUCGGGGACAUCGUCAUUCCAGGUAUCUUCAUCGCCCUGCUGCUCCGGUUUGACGUCAGCCUGAAGAAGAACACGAGGACGUAUUUCUACACCAGCUUCCUGGCCUACAUCUUCGGCCUCGGUCUGACCAUCUUCGUCAUGCACACGUUCAAACAUGCUCAGCCUGCUUUGCUGUACCUGGUCCCGGCCUGCGUGGGCUUCCCGGUGGUGGUGGCUCUGCUGAAAGGAGAACUGACGGAGCUGUUCAGGUACGAGGAGUCGUCACCCGAGGACGAGGCGAAAGAAGAGACCACAGAGUCCGAUAAAGACAAAUAAUCUGUAGAGGAUCACGAGCUCCUCGUCACGCCCCCUCAUUCAUCAUCGCGUUUCCAGUGGCGGGCCAUUCUCAGCCGGAUGUGUUCUGUUACUGGUUAUAUAGCGAUGAUUGGGGUGGGGGUGGGAGGUUUUUUUGUCCCCCUGUAGUUUCUAAACGUUUUGUAAAACAAGAUGUACAACAGCUUCCUCUGUGCCAGUGUAAACCUGAUCUGUUCUCUCAUCGCGUUUGUUUGUGUAUCGUGUUUAGUUUGUUGCCUAUUUUUAUUUUAGUAAAUUGUUCUCUUUACAGGCAUUAAAUUAAAAAAACUGGCAAGGGUGCCUAAUUUAAUAGGAAGAUACUAUCCAAAAACAUUAUAUGUAAGGCAUUCGGUGGGCAGAUCAGAGCUCAGCGCCGGUAUGAAUGCCGAUUCCUCAUAACUGCUGCAAUUACGACCUCUGCUGGCUGAUCGAUGGUGCUGCACAGAGAUGGGGGAUCAUGGGGAUUUGUGCGUGCGCAAUACCCGUACCAUGCAGGUGAAAAGAAGCGAUGUGUUAGUUACGCCCCUCCUCAGUCAGGAGUGGAGGUCUGCAGCAGUAGAGGAGGCAGAAUGCGAUCGGGUAAUUGGAUACGACUAGAUUUGGGGGAAAUGCAUUAGAAAUGAUAUUUAAUCAUCAAAAAUUUUAUGAUUGCAUUUUUAGUUUUAGCUUUAAGUCUAUUGUUGCUACCAAAUAAGAAAUCCUUGACCAGUUACUGUCUGAAAAUGUAUUUAUUACUGCAACUGUUUUGUUUUACUUGUGACUUAUUUACCCAAACAUACUUUGUUUGAGGAAGUCCAGAUAUAAUUUGGGAGCCACCAAAAGCGGGCGUGCUUCGAGAUUAAAAUCACCCUUUGAAGCCCAUGUUCUUUUUGGUGGCUCUUUGACUACAUCUGACCAUCCGUACAAGUCCGCACACAGUGUACUAAGAUAAUUUGAGGUUUCUUCUCAUCCUUGGCGAGAGACCGCUGUUCCGUGUGGUUUUUCAUGGGCGCGGUCUAACUGUCCCCGUUUACAUGGAAACAGAGAAGUCGCACGUUAAAACAUCACUGUCCGUAUCAACAAAUUAAUAAUCAGACCUGCUGUGUGUAUAUUUUUGAUCCUAAGGUUUUAAAUAAACCCACAUUAAUUGUAUGAAUCAUCAAUCACAUCAGUUCAGUCACAGAUAAAGAACAGCUGCUGAAAUCGAUCAUUUAAGUGCCAUGAAAUACGUGCAGCUUUGUUUCGUCAACGUUUGCUUUUACCCGACUCAGUUUCACACUCUUAGCUGUGUGGAGUUUGGCAUGUUUUUUGGGUCCAGUUUAGUUUUCUUUAGCUGUUCUGUUUUCCUCCCACCUUCCAAAAACAUGAAAUGCUUUUGAUGUGCAGCGGUUCAUCUUUGUCCUUCCAAAUUUGCAAAAUGCUAACCAGGAGGCUACAAGCUUUUAUUACUAGUUAGCAAUAUUAUCCUCGAAGCUCAAGUGUAAAACAAGAAGAAGCAAAGUUCAGUUCCUAGAUGCGAUUUGGUUUAAAUAGGUUAAAAAGAUGAAUUUCUUUCUCAUUAAAUUAAGAUGUUUAAAAUCAUUGAUUGUAAUCUGGGGAGUUCCAUGGAGAUACCUAGUGUGACUUUUCAACUAAUGUCAGAUAAGCAGAGACCAAAUCUGCAUUCAUCAGUAGUGAGAUAUUUUACAUUUCUGACCCUUCAAAACAAGACCUCACCAAAAGAAAGUGGAGGUCAACCCUGAGGUGUUUAAGAGAGUAGUUUGUGUUUAACGUUUGGAAAGUGGACACAUAUUGACUGACCCAGCACAGAUCACGUCCAUGUCUAUAAAUAUGAUCAGAUCUUUUCAUGUAUGUUCUUCUUUCUCCUGAUUGUGCCAGUGCAAGCUUGAGCUUCUUUAUGGAGCAUUUGUCUCUUUUUUUAUUCACAAGUAAAUAAAUUGUGGUUUAUACCACUCUAGAGAAGCAUA